Molecule: messenger RNA, 1063 nt
Organism: Mauremys mutica (yellowpond turtle)
Lineage: Eukaryota; Metazoa; Chordata; Testudines; Geoemydidae
Exons: 2
Coding region: 166-528 (120 amino acids)
Source: RefSeq, a predicted model, not a curated record
ACAUCUUUCCAGGUGGCUAUGCCAGCUCCACACACCAGGUGAUCCCCCGCUUGGAGCAAUGAUGAGCUGCUGGACCUCAUCGGCAUUUGGGGAGAGGAGGCUGUGCAGUCCUAGUUGCACUCCAGCCAUAGGACUUAUGAUACCAACAGACAGAUUUCACGAUGCAUGAUAGAAAGGGGCACUGACUGGGACACAUUGCAGUGCAGGUUAAAAGUGAAGAAGCUGAGGAACACUUACCACAAGAUGUGGGAGACAAACCGCUACUCUGGUGCUGCGCCCAUGAGCUGCUGGUUCUACAAAGAGCUGGACGUGAUGCUCGGUGGUGACCCCACCUCCACUGCGAAGUCCUCUGUGGAUACUUCGUUGGCUCACGUGCCAGUCGAGAGUGGACUGAGCCAGGAAGAGGGAAUCUUGGAUGAAGAGGGGGAGGGGUGUAGCCAAUCACAGCAGUCAGAUCUUGGUGAAGUGCAAACAGAGAGUGAAGCCUCCCUCUUUGUUAUUGGCAGCAGAAUGGCUGUGCAGAAUUAGAAAGCGGCUGAGAAGAACUAAGAAGGACUUUCUCCGUGAGGUUAUAAUGCACUCCGCAGCCAAGAAACAGGAAUUGAAGGAGUGGCAGGACAGCAAGAAGAGGGACCAAAAGGAGAAUGCAGCCCACCAGAAAGAAGCCACGGAGCACCUUUUAAACGUUAUGGAGCGCCAAGUGGACACACUCCAGGUGAUACCAUCUCUUCAAAUGGAGCAGCUCCAUGCCCACACUCUCCUGCAGCCACUGUCACAAAACUCUUUCCCAUGUGCCCCUACCCCCCCGCCAAUACAUUCUUAUCAACCUACUAGCUCCAGUUUCUACCCAAAGCAUUCCACUCCUCCCUCCUCACAGCAGUGUUGACUCCCACUACCCACUGCACUCAACACCCAUCCCUCUGCAGUUUGGCCCUGCUGAAGUACAGCACCUGUUGCAUUGUACUCCAAGGAAAAGGUUGGUUAUGAUCCCUGGACAUACACAAAUCUGUAGCCAUUCCAGGACCCCUCCUCCUCUUAAGGCCUUCCCUUCCCCCAACCCCCU